Messenger RNA from Penicillium argentinense, 588 nucleotides. RefSeq names its product actin-related protein 2/3 complex subunit 5 family protein. The transcript is spliced from 2 exons. Lineage: Eukaryota; Fungi; Ascomycota; Eurotiomycetes; Eurotiales; Aspergillaceae. Gene Ontology annotation, molecular function: actin filament binding. The record is from RefSeq and is a predicted model, not a curated record. The coding region runs from base 1 to 588 and encodes 195 amino acids. Gene Ontology annotation, biological process: Arp2/3 complex-mediated actin nucleation; regulation of actin filament polymerization. Gene Ontology annotation, cellular component: Arp2/3 protein complex; cytoplasm; actin cytoskeleton.
AUGUCGCAAAUCAACUAUCGCACCAUCAACAUCGACCAGCUCGACCCGGAGUCGUCGGUCAACUUUCCCAUGGAAACCCUCCUCCCCGCCACGCUGCCCCAAUCCGAGACCUCGAGCGACGCUGCCAAUGUUGCUACGCAGGUGCGCCAGCUGCUGCGCGGCGGUGACGCCGAGGGCGCACUCCGAGCUGUUCUGGACACUGCGCCGCUAGGAGGCGACGAGGGUGCGAAGCAGGUGCAUCUUGCUACUGUGACCGAGGUUCUGCAAGGAAUUCGCCAGGGCGAGAUGACUCGUGUCCUGGAAGGUGUCUGCGCCGGAGAGGGUGGUGCGGAGCGUGCUGAUUGCUUGAUGAAGUACAUUUACAAGGGAAUGUCUUCUCCUGCCCCCGGUAGCGGAUCCCAGUCACCACGCAACAAGUCUGUCUCCCCUCAGAGCACUGGUGGUUUCUCACAGAUUCAGGGUCGGAACCUCGGCGAGAGCGGCGGUGGUCAGCAGAUGAGCGUAUUGCUCAAUUGGCACGAGAAGUUGGUCGAGAUUGCAGGUACUGGAUCGAUCGUGCGAGUCAUGACCGAUCGCCGUACGGUCUAA